Messenger RNA from Ostrea edulis (European flat oyster), 716 nucleotides. RefSeq lists its product as uncharacterized. The transcript has 3 exons. The record is from RefSeq and is a predicted model, not a curated record. Bases 1 to 471 code for a protein of 156 amino acids. NCBI's taxonomy places the organism in Eukaryota, Metazoa, Mollusca, Bivalvia, Ostreida, Ostreidae.
AUGGCGGACAACAUUUCCGAUUUGCUUUCUUCCCAGAAUUCCCUCACGGAAACAGAGAGGAUCCUGGUUAUCUCCCUUCUUUCUGCGCUUAGUAUUGUCAUAAUAUGCCUCAUCACAUUGAUUGCACUCACCUGCCGGAAGAACAUGAAAUCCAAAAGUGGUUCAUACAACAGAUCUAUAUCAAGGACUAGCAUCGGCAAACCUGUCUUAAGAGAAAAACGUGUUAGACUCUCUCUCUCUCGAUUGAACUCUCGAUAUAGUGAUGGGAACUUUGCAGUGAAGCGAGAUUCCUUUGUCAACAGAAGCUUUACAUCAAAUCCUUUGUAUUUCGAGAACGUUGGUUUUCAGACGAGCUUUCCCGAAAGGUCUGAACCUGCGGACUACUCAAGCAUCAGCGGAAGCGGAAGUGACGGGGUGUUUUCACUCCAGAAUGAAAAACAAAAUUCAAGUGCGGGAUUGCAAUGGUACUAAGAGACAAAAUCUACGUACAGGAAAACGAUCUUAUUUCUACAUCAUCUCAGUUUAAUCCUCUUUUUUUUUUUUAAAAAAAAAUAUUGUUUGUUUCCUUUCUUGAAUUCUCAAAAUCAAGAAGUGACCACGUUUGGAACUCAUACAUCUAUUCCUACUUCGUUAUGAUAUUUCGACAGAAUUACUUUGUACAAGUGACAAUGAUACACUUAUCCAAAAUCGAAAUAUUAUACGACUUCGUUUGAUUA